Messenger RNA from Chaetomium fimeti, 486 nucleotides. RefSeq lists its product as uncharacterized. The transcript has 3 exons. The record is from RefSeq and is a predicted model, not a curated record. Bases 1 to 486 code for a protein of 161 amino acids. NCBI's taxonomy places the organism in Eukaryota, Fungi, Ascomycota, Sordariomycetes, Sordariales, Chaetomiaceae.
AUGGACGCCAUUCACAAUACCCCCGAGACCACCCAUACAAGUCUCUGGGCGGAUGUCCGAAAUUACAUCGAGCGCAAAGGCCGCCUUGCAUGGGACCGAGCUCCCCCGAUUGCCAUUUGCAGCAUCUGCCAGGUCACCGAGCUGGAUAUCUUGGGCCUGCCGCCCUCUGAGGAAGCCGUGGCCAGCAUCGAGCCCGCCAUGAUCACCAUCUGCGGCCACAUGGCCUGCUAUAUCUGUCUCGAGACUUGGAUGUUCCUCGUACGCUACCCGAAGGAGGGACCCAACCUGACGCGUGCCAUGGCUGUCGGCGCCUACACAUCGGAAGUCGGGCGCUGGUGUCAGCUCGCCGGUUCAGGAACCUGUUCGCUGAGAGCUGUAAACAAGAGUACCGUCGAGGACGCGCGGGUGAGAGAGAAUUACGAGCAUCCGAGCUGGGGAGCGCAGUGGGAUAGCGAGGAGGCCGUUCUGCCCAGUGACGUGGAGUAA